CUUUACCGAAAGAAGGGCGGUCCUGAUUCCGGGACGGAGCCCUAUGACGCGAGAGUGUAGACUCUUGAACUCAGGGAGCGAGACCCUAAAAAGUUCAAGAAGCUAUGAACUCGGAAAGGAAAGAUGGAAACAGGGGAGUUGGCUGAAAAAGAUGGACAGUCAGGAUUGCGUAAUAUCAAUUUAUCGGCCUCGUCAUCGAAAGCGGCUUCCAAUUGCUCGGAAAUUCUCAGCUAUAUGGGGGGCUUGGAUGGUGAGCAAAAACAAUUGAUCAAGAAGUUGGUCAACUUUCGGAUGAAAGAAGGUAAAAGAACGAGAGUUCGUGCUAUUGUUUAUCAAACUUUUCAUCACCCAGCUCGAACUGAAGGCGAUGUAAUCAAACUUAUGGUUGACGCCGUAGCGAAUAUAAAGCCCAUAUGCGAAGUGGAAAAAGUAGGAGUUGCAGGUACUAUUGUUGAUGUCCCUGGGAUUGUAGACAAGGAUCGUCAACAAACCUUAGCUAUUCGUUGGAUCCUUGAAGCAGCUUUCAAACGACGUAUAAGCUACAGGAUAAGCUUAGAGAAAUGUUCAUCUGAUGAGAUACUGGAUGCUUACCGAAAGAGGGGAAUUGCACGUAAGAAAAGGGAGAAUCUUCAUGGACUGGCUUCCACCAAUCGAAGUUUCGCGCAUUUCAGAUGGUGGUAAAGUGAGACCACAUAAAGAGCUCUUCCUCAUUCAGUCAGAUUCUUCAGUAAGAUAUGCUUUGACCUUUUUCCUUUUUGUUUGAAUCUUCAUAUAGAAAGCCGGCCUUCCUCAUACUCCUCCCCUCAUUCAUUGAGUUGGAGGAAUCCAUAGGAGGCCGGCCCGUUAUCCAUUGCAUGAAAGAACCUUUCUUUCUAUGACUUCUCUUUUGCCUCAGGUCGAAUGAAUGAAUACGAAAGGGAGAUCAAUCAAACAAAAAAAUAGGCCAUGAAUGAAGAAGUAGUGGGCCUUUAACCCUCUUUCGUCUGACUCGGGGAGCUGAUCUGAUAAAUGCACUUCAAAGGGAGGGCUUCUUGAUGUAUGCUAUAUGGCCGGGCAUAAAAGAUUUUGAAGUUAGUUAGGUCAAAAAGAAGAGGUAGAGAGAGAGAGAGAGAGAACAGAACGGAACCGAUAGCCCCGAAUUAUGUCAGGGCAAGAGAAAGAAAAGUAAGGACUCUCGUUUUACGCAUACGCAUAUAGGCUGUGAAAAAGAAGUCCAUUUGUAUAAUAGAGAAAGAGAGUGAUUCGUCUACUUUGUUAAUAAGGUAACGGAACGAAUUUCAAGUA
This is a messenger RNA of Rhodamnia argentea, 1284 nucleotides long. Its product is annotated as ribosomal protein S7, mitochondrial. NCBI's taxonomy places the organism in Eukaryota, Viridiplantae, Streptophyta, Magnoliopsida, Myrtales, Myrtaceae. Gene Ontology annotation, biological process: translation; ribosomal small subunit assembly. Gene Ontology annotation, molecular function: rRNA binding; structural constituent of ribosome; mRNA binding. The coding region runs from base 124 to 681 and encodes 185 amino acids. Gene Ontology annotation, cellular component: mitochondrial small ribosomal subunit; ribosome. The record is from RefSeq and is a predicted model, not a curated record. The transcript has a single exon.